Messenger RNA from Blumeria graminis f. sp. triticale, 4419 nucleotides. Lineage: Eukaryota; Fungi; Ascomycota; Leotiomycetes; Helotiales; Erysiphaceae. The record is from the annotation of a GenBank genome assembly.
AUGAGUGAGGUUGGAGCAGCCGACCGCUCACGGCUUUUACGAUUAAAAAAAGCUGAACUCAGUGGAAUUGUUAAGUCGCGCAAGAGAAAGCUUCGCGAGUUAUUCGCUGUAUGCGACAAUGAAUCACCGAUACCCCAACUCGACUUCUCUAAUCCCGAUGCGCCACCGAUCAAUUCAGCCGAAGCUCACUUUCUCGCCGUUACCGAUAUACUACAAAAUAGGCUCUUUGAUGAAUCUAACCUUCCUCUGCGCUGUCAAAAAAAGACGAAUGCAUCGAGAACUAAAUCCUCAGCCCACAAGACAAGCUCUGAAUUACGAAAAUCGGAGAUUCAGCGAAAAGCAGGCAAGCCACAUCGCGAUGAAUCAAAUAUUAAGAAGGGUCGGACCAAUUUAUUUGAGGUUGCAAGUGAAGGUGACAAAUCCUUGGCAACAAUUAAAACCCAAUCCAAGGAAGCUUUUGUCCAGAAAGAUAUCGUCCCUAAAAAAUUAUAUAAAAGUUCUCAUACAGAAUCACCGGCACAGGCCGUUUCGUCAAUCAAAGAGCCUAGAAAUCGGAAUGACUCCCAAAGACCCUCUAAUUCACCGCCUCUUAACCAUGACCUUCUCCAUCGAUUCGAUUUUAAAAAACAAGAGAGAGAGGUAGAUGAUACAUCUAUACCUACUCCCUCCCCUCGUCAUGCAUUACACAACUCUAAACAUGCUUUCAGAUCACACAACACACUGCGUGGAAGUGAGAAAAAUGUUCCCACAGAAUUCUCUGAUGAAGAGGUUCUAGAAAUCCGAUCAGGUUUUCGUGGGAAGACACAAUCCCAAAAAGAAAUCCAGAAUGAAAAUCUAUCCACUGAAAUGCUGAGCCAGGAAACUUGUUUGGAUAAAGUAUCAAUUGGAACAAAACUUGAUGCUCAUUCUGCUGCAACGCCUGAUCUAGUCGAUAGAUCGACAGAUACGAGUCUGGAGAUGAAAAUUCGCAAGGCCGUAAAUAAGUUAGAUACUGGGAAUUCUGCAGCUACUCUUUCACCUGAGCCCGAAUACUUACACCAGAAUUUUAAACAUGUUCAUCAAGAUAAUAUGGUGUGCAAACCUCAAGGUAACAUAGUCCACCAAAGCCUCACGAAAGGCGAAUGUAGGCCUUCUGAGAGAAAGCUGAUUGAAGAGCAAGUGACAAAGACUGUUGUAGAAGAAAACACUCUGCCUGAGUCACUGUCGGAUGAAGCUAGUGACACGGUUUUAGAAGUUAUAGAAAAUGUUGAACAUAACGAGGGUGGCUCUCCUGAUAGAGAUGAAAUAUCUCCUGCAUCAUCCGUACCUUUGAAUGUCCCAGAUUCAGCGACUGAGGGAGUUAGAGAGACUGUUGAUGCAAGUGCCGGAGACCAGAUGUAUGAUCGUUGUGCCACGGAUAUUGAUUCGGUUAAAGUAUUAGAUUCAUGCGAGAGUACUACUUCGAGUGAAGCUCUUAAAACUGGUUUAAUUUUUCCUUUAGGAAGUGCUGUCGAAUCCGAUACUUCAGUGCCGUUAUUCAAUUGUCUGAAGAUCCCUUACGUCUCAUCAGCAGCUUCGGUAAAAUAUACUUCGGCGCCUCCUACUCCGGAAUGCAGGAAUACGAGAAUUAGUUCAGGAGUUCUUGAACGCAAAUCCGUAUCUGAGAUUAUUGAAGGCUCCAAGUCAUCAUCCGGGUUGAUUUUGAAAAGUGCAAUCAAGCCCAGUUUAGGUUUUACCAAAGCUUCUCAUUCCACCACUCAAGUCACAUCUCGAGUUCAGUUGCUUGCCCAGAAACGGAAAGAAAAAGGGCGAAGCAAGCUUUCAAAUGUGAUAUUUUCACAUAAGCCAUCAAAAGUAGCACCCGAACUAAAUCCCGUGCAAGGAAUGGAUAAGUUAUCAGAAUCAUUAAAGGAUGAUUAUUUCUUGCCUCUUUUCCUUGCCAAUGCUUCAGCGGGAAAAGGGAUAAUUCCUGCUCUAGAUACUCUAAUGGCUACUGCCCACAAAACUAUAACUACAUCCAACGCUCUCGUGCCAAUUAAGGAGAACCAGACAGCUAAGAUACUUAAGAGAAUUUAUCACUUACAAUCUUCUCACAAAUGGUCAUUGAGGCAGCCCAAGCGCUCCAUAGAGCCAGUUAGACCUGUGUCACACUGGGAUAUCUUGCUCCAAGAGGCUUCAUGGAUGAGGACUGACUUCAAAGAGGAGCGAAAAUGGAAAAAAGUAAUUGCUCGAAAUAUGGCUCUCGCUUGUGCAGAAUGGGUUCUAUCUAGUCGAGAAGAGAGAAAGCAACUUCAGGUUGAAAUAAGUUCUCAAAGUCCUGGUAAAUCUGAUGAUGUCACAACGAUUGAUACUGCUAACCAAAUUAACGCUUAUGCAACCCCUGAUAUAAGUAUGUCCGGAGAAUGCGAAUCUCCAACACAUGAUUUUGACGAAGAACCUCGAAUUAAUCUAUUGGAGACUAUUUCCCCUACAGAAAUAUUUAGUUUGCAAGAUGAAGAUGUUAUAUUUGGACUACGAAGCUCUCCUACUGCAGAUAAGCUUCUAGAUGAAUUACCAAUGUAUGGAGUUCCACUUCAAGUACCCUUAGUUGAUACCCAAGCGCCUGAAAAUGAUCCAGACCGAUUUUGGAAGCGACCUGCUCUUCCGCUAAGUAAAUUCGUCGAAGGGAGAAUACGCCUCAAACAAGAGGCGCCUCCCAAAAAGCGUAGCCGUUUUGAAUAUCAAGAAGAGGAUAUCGAAGAAGGUGAAGAUAAACGAAUUACAUUCGGUGAAGACCAAACUAAGCACGAAUUACUCCCACCAGAAUCUACAGAUGUCGCACUCUUUAAUCCAAAAAAUAGGCAUAUAUUAGAACGAAUUAGGAAUGUGAACUGUUUUCGCCCACCUUCAGAAUUUCAUAUGCCUCUGCAAACCUUCUAUGAAUGCCGGACAGCUUCGCAGUGGACAUGGGAUGAAGAUAAAGAGCUCAAAUUGCUAGUUCGAGAUUUUACAUACAACUGGUCGCUCAUUUCAAGCAUCCUCUCAAGUAAGUCCAAGUCUAAUCUAACAACAGGCGCAGAACGUCGCACUCCUUGGGAAUGCUUUGAACGUUGGAUUGAAUUGGAAGGUUUGCCUGGUGAUAUGCAGAAAACUCAUUAUUUUAAACUAUACACCUCCCGGAUAGAGAACGCCAACAAAAUCAUCAUGGCUUCGCAGCCGACGCACAAUGCUCAAGGUCAAAUUCAACAAGUUCGUAAGAGAUCCACAGCUAGUGUUCGUGUUGAACGUCGGAGAAACCAAAAACAUCUUAUACUCAUUGACACUAUGCGUAAGCUAGCAAAAAAACGGGAAACUAUUCUCCAAAAGCAACAACACGCCGCUAGUAUGGCUGCAAUAAGAAAGUCUCAAGAAGCCCCACACGUGACUAGUCGAAGUCUCUCAGUAACGACUCCACAAGAUUUCAGCCGUCUCAAGUAUGAACGUGAAGAGGUAAUCAAGGAGAGAUUCUUACACCUUCAACAGCGGCAAGAGGCACAGCGUAGGGCUGCAAUUUCACAAAGAAACUCCGGGACCCACCCACCACAACCUGGCUUACCUUGUAUUAUACGGCCUCCUGCAGGUGCUACAGCUAUACUUAACUCAUCAAAUUCAGUCAACCAUGCUUCAAACAUACCUGGUCAGAACCGAUUACAUCAAAUCCCCUCUCAAAUUUCUACCCCAAAUUCCAGUGCGCUACGCAUGAACAUGAACUCCGUACCCCAGGCCCCUAUGCAAGGCCAGAUACCUCUAUCUAAUUCCUCUCUCGAUGUUGGACUCGUGUCGAGAGCUCAUGCUAUAUCUCAACAUCAACAAGCCAUCUUGAGACAGCAACAGCAGCAACAAGGUCAAGUCACAGGCCAAUCAUCUCAGGUACAUAACUCGCCUUCGCGAAUAAAUGGACUAUCUGCUCCGGGAUUUUCUAUGCGAGGUAACAUGGUGCCUCCUUUCCCUUCUAACCCUAAUGGGGUCUCAACAUCCCCAACUACUUCACUCACUUCCCCGAGCCAAGUGGGAUCCUCUCAAACUACACAAGCUCCUCAGGCUCUUUCUCACGUUCAGCGCAUGGAGAUUCAGUAUAAAGCUAAAUACCCAUCUGCGACAGCCGACCAGAUAACAAGUAUGAUAUCUCAAGCACUUGCCCAAUCAAUACAGCAACAGAGACAAAACACCGGUCAAGGCUCAGUGAAUAAUGUCUCGAAUGUACCCAUACCUUUAGUUAAUGGUAUUGCUACCUCCCAGAAAAGCACACCACAACUUUAUGCACAGAUGUUACGUCAACAACAAGAAGCACAACAAAAACAGCAAACUAGCGCAACGGGUAGUAAUCUUCAAUUAAAUCAUCAAGGGGGUAUUGGGCGAGGAAAACCCGGUCCCGGGCACUUACACAAGCCCAGCAUAGAAAGUUCACCAACUGCCAAUUAA